Molecule: messenger RNA, 2142 nt
Organism: Lotus japonicus
Lineage: Eukaryota; Viridiplantae; Streptophyta; Magnoliopsida; Fabales; Fabaceae
Product: UDP-glycosyltransferase 79B30-like
Exons: 1
Coding region: 501-1874 (457 amino acids)
Molecular function (GO): UDP-glycosyltransferase activity
Source: RefSeq, a predicted model, not a curated record
AUAGGUUGGGGAUCAUGGUUACCUCUGGCUGACUUCUAGACCUACAUUGAAUGAAUAACUUGAUCCAGAGCCAUUAAAAUAUCAAUGUGUUUAGCCAUUAAUGUUCUGUUUUAUUCUCCAAGCAUAAAUGUGUACCAACGCAUCCACCUAUUAGUAAAAGCCACAUGUCCACUUGUCCAUUUAGCCCUGCUCUAAAUAUAUCCAACGGUUGAGGUUUCUGAUAGAGUAGGGACUGGGAGAAAAUUCUGCUGAAGAGUAUCCGCGCUUCCCAUUUAUCCAUAUAAUCUUUUUUUAUGAAUUUUUUAUAACAUUUUAUCUAUCUUUCACCAUCAUCAUAUCAACCGUUGCAGCCACAUUUUUCCCGUUAGACUCGCCUGUUCCUAUGAUUAAGCAAAAACAUAUAACAACAACAACUCAUUCUACCUUAACUUCUCUGGUUUAGUAUCCUCUGCAUCUUGUGUUUUAUUCUUUUUUCUUUUUCACCUUUCUGGUUCACAAUAAUGGAUCCACAACGUUCCUUGCACGUAGCAAUGUAUCCAUUCCUAGCCCUUGGUCACCAAACAGCAUUUCUCCAACUAUCUGACAAGUUAGCCGAAAGAGGCCACAGAACCACAUUCUUCACACCCAAAAAAGCACAAGCCAAGCUAGAGCCUUUCAAUCAUCACCCUCAUCUCAUCACUUUAUUCACCAUCACCCUUCCUCAUGUUGAAGGUUUACCUUCUAAUGCAGAAUCCACCUCAGAUGUGCCUUACCCUCUAAUACCUCACAUCAUGACGGCAAUGGAUCUAACUCAACCUGACAUAGAAACUCAUCUUAAUAACCUCAAACCUGACAUUGUGCUCUAUGAUUUCACCCACUGGAUGCCUACUUUGGCGCGACGUUUAGGCAUCAAGGCCGUCCAUUACUGCUCUGCGAGUUCUGCGAUGAUCAGUUACACUAUUGCGCCAACAAGGAAAGGAACAAACGUAACUGAAACUGACCUCAUGGAGCCUCCUCCAGGGUACCCUGAUUCAUCAAUCAAGCUUCAUUUACACGAGGCGCGAGCCUUUGCUGCGAAAAGAAGAGAAAUCUUUGGCAGCAAUGUUCUUUUCUAUGAUCGCCAUAACAAGGCCAUAAGUGAAGCUGAUGCCUUGGGAUACAGAACUUGCAGAGAAAUUGAAGGUCCUUAUCUUGAUUACAUUGAAAAGGAGUUCAAGAAACCUGUGCUCACUACAGGACCGGUUAUACCGGAGCCACCUAAUUCUGGUUUAGAUGAGAAAUGGGCUUCAUGGCUUGGAGGGUUCAAACCAGGUUCAGUGGUUUAUUGUUGUUUUGGAAGUGAAUGCAAUUUAAGACCAAAUCAAUUCCAGGAAUUGGUGCUUGGUCUUGAGAUCACUGGUUUUCCAUUCUUGGCAGCUUUGAAACCCCCUUUUGGGUUUGAGUCUGUUGAACAAGCACUUCCAGAGGGGUUUGAAAAGAGGGUUCAAGGAAGAGGGAUUGUUCAUGGUGGAUGGGUUCAGCAGCAAUUGAUUUUGGAACACCCUUCUCUGGGGUGCUUCAUUACCCAUUGUGGAUCAGGUUCUUUGUCAGAGGCUUUGGUGAAUAAUUGUCAGUUGGUGCUGUUACCAAAUGUUGGUGAUCAGAUUGUGAAUGCAAGGAUGAUGGCCAACAACUUGCAAGUUGGGGUGGAAGUGGAGAAAGGUGAAGAAGAUGGUUUGUACACCAAGGAAAGUGUGUGCAAAGCUGUGAGCAUUGUGAUGGAUGAUGAGAAUGAAACCAGCAAAAACGUUAGAGCUAAUCAUGCUAGGCUUAGAGAGAUGUUGGCUAACAAAGAUUUAGAGUCUUCUUAUAUUGACAAUUUCUGCAAGAAGCUUCAAGAGAUUGUUGAGGAUUAGAAGUUAGAACCCAAAUUUUUAGAGCAAUACAAGUUGUGUUUAAUGAUAACUAACUUGGUCUGAGUCCCUUUCAUUUGUCUCUUUUGAAUUUGUGUGGUGUCAUGUGAUACAUGAGGUACUUGAAUUGGAUUGGUUGUGAGAUGAUGUGGUCAUUACUCAUUAUUGAGUUCUUCAAGCUGGAGCCUGAAAUUCAAUUCAAGCAGUUCUCAUAUGUUUUAACUAGCAUAAGUCUCACAUUAUUAUCUGAACUAUUUGGACAAUUUUUUUU